Messenger RNA from Venturia canescens, 1901 nucleotides. RefSeq lists its product as uncharacterized. The record is from RefSeq and is a predicted model, not a curated record. The coding region runs from base 69 to 929 and encodes 286 amino acids. NCBI's taxonomy places the organism in Eukaryota, Metazoa, Arthropoda, Insecta, Hymenoptera, Ichneumonidae. The transcript has 5 exons.
GAUGUUUCAUCAAAAUUUGGAUCGACGGUGAAACGAAUAAUUUGGAGGAUAUCGAGGAUACUCGAAAUAUGUUACGGAAACGCGUGACCUUGCUGCUGACCCUCGCGGCGCUCAGCUUAUCCCGAGCCAACGAGGAAAAAGACACGAGGCAAUCUCAUCAUCGACAGAAACGAGUGUUCUGGAUCACGAACGACGGCCGGAUCGCUCUCCCGCCUGGAACUGUCAUGACUAUCACUCCCACACUCGCCCUACCCUUCGUCCGAUAUCCGCCCUCUGGGUUUCUCAGCAAUAUGACCAUAAGUCUUCCGUUUACGAUUGACUUUGACAAAUUGGGCCUGACCGACAACGAAAAUCCUUACGGAGCGUUGCCAAGUGUCUUCGAUCGUGGAAUGAAAAGUCGACAAGCCGGUAUGUUAAUGGCCGAUUUUAUAGCGUCAUUUAUAAAGCGACGAAUUCACAAGAGGGAAAUUCAGGAUGCACCGAAAAAUGCUUUCCAUGGCGGCGAGAGAGCGCUACUCUACGGCACUGCCGAAGACAUGCUCAGCACUCUCGGCCUCGAUGGGAAAGCUUGCUUGUUACGAGCUAUUUGCGAAGUUCAAGGUCACCCGCUCAACAAUUUUGGCCUUAUUGGUGAAAUGCUCAAAUUGUUCUUCACAGCGAGCAAGUCGCCUUUUGCAUACAUGCUAAAGGAAUACGUCGAGGCUGAAAAUCGAGGAAAGAAACACGGCGAGUGUUGGCCGUAUUUUAAAAAUUGUCCGAAAUCACUUUUUUUACCCUCUGACAACAAAUAUUCGAAAGAUUCGAAUGAGAAUGAUGCAGCCUCCGGGUUGGACAACGAUAUAAACGAUACAUACGAUUCAUACGUCGACAGUGAGAUCGACGAGUCUCAAAAUGUCAGAAGAAAACACACGAUACAUCCAUCAAUGUAGCAAAGACGAUUAUAAUCGUAACAUAGAUUUCGAAAAUUCAACUAAAAACCAUCAUUUUUAAUGUCGAGCUCGUUUGGCUAUUUUUAUGAAGGAGAUAAUGAUUGCAUUACCAGUGAAAGCCAAAUUAUCAGUGAGACUAUACAGUGAGAUUUUUAUAAAUACAUUUUGAAAAGAUGAUAAAAGAAAACGAAACUAUAAUAUUGCUCAGAAUGCAACAUCGCAUGCAAAGUAUGCAUAAUAGCUAGACCUCAGAUUAUGUAUAUUGAACGUAAUAUUGUAUUUAUUACUACUAGAAAUUUCGAAUAGUAAAAUUAUUUUUAAACGUCGAUAAGAAAAACGUGGCAAAGCUCUCAAAAACAGAGCCAUCGCGAUAUGAACGAUCCCUUUGAUACAACAAUCUGUGUUCACAAAAAAAUAUACAUUUACGCAUAUAUAUUUCACUGCCAUAAUAAUAAUAAUAAUAAUAUAAAUGUUAAAACUGUGACAGAUAUAAUGUUUAUUUUUACACUGUGUUUUCAAUUAAUGAAACUUGUACAUAAAAGAGUAUUCUUAUAAUGUAUCAAACGCUUUAUGUUAAUAUAGCUUCCUCAUAUAUAAUAAAACCUUCAAGCUUACAACGUCAAAUGACAAAACAGCCUUUAAAAUGCAACAGCCAAAAGUUUCAAAUUAUACCACGAGAUGACGUCUCGAUGCAGAGAAUGCGCAGCAGCGCCGACGAAAUAUCGAUAUAUCGAAUUCAAACUAUCGUCGCGAUACGUUGACGCGAUGAUAUAUAAAAAAAUAAAAUGGUCGUGUUUGUAAAAACCAAAAACCAAGGUCUGUGGAUUGGUAGCAUAUUACAUAAGUGAGAUCUUCCGAAGGACCUCGAUAUCUUUCAGUAUUCGUACUGUAGUCAUAGGAGGCACAAUAAAAAUGAUGAGCGAUCAUUAGUAAUUUUUUAAUUAAACGAAUAAAAUUUUCAGUGGAAGUUAA